Messenger RNA from Closterium sp. Yama58-4, 2985 nucleotides. NCBI's taxonomy places the organism in Eukaryota, Viridiplantae, Streptophyta, Zygnematophyceae, Desmidiales, Closteriaceae. The record is from the annotation of a GenBank genome assembly.
AUGGCUACUCCUCCUGUACUCGCUUUUGAUGCUGAGGGCCGCCCAGUGAAGUUUGACACCUGGCUCGAUGACCUGCACCUCUACCUACAGCUCACUGCCAAGGAAGAUAUUUCACUGUACGAUCACGCCCUAGGCCACGCUACUGCACCUCCUACUACUGCUGACAGCACUCAGCGCUCACAGUGGCAGACUCGUGACGCUCACGCUCGCUUUGCCAUCCGCAACUCCCUACCGCUAGAUGAGCGCGAGCACUUUGGCCAGCACAAAACUGCUAAGGAACUGUACACUGCUGUAGUUGCUCGUUACUCCUCGCCUGCUUCUGCCGCACUAGGCCGCCUCUCCCUCCCCUACCUGUUCCCCGACCUGGCCUCCUUCCACACCGUUGCUGACCUCAUCACCCACCUCAAGACUAGUGAGGCCCGCUUCCGCGCUGCUAUGCCUGCCGAGUUCCUAGCUAACAACCCCCCCCCGCUCUGGCUCGUUCUCUACCACCUAGUCACCCGCCUCCCUGACUCUCUGCGCGCAGUCAGGGAUCACUUUCUAGCUCGCUGCCCCACUGAGCUCACCAUUGCCCUCCUCGAGAAGGAGCUACUUGCAGCCGAGGCGAGUGUCGUCGCUGUAGGUGCCUCUCGUGGUGACCCCCGCACUCCUUUCUUUGAGGGGUGUUCCCCUUCCCCUCUCCUCCCCUCUGUCGCCUCUGCUUCUGCUGUCGACCUUCUUGGUGCUGAGAAGGUCGGGACCGCGUCUGCUUCGAGCGGGCGCCGCAGGACUAGAGGGGGCAAGGGUGGAGGUGGCGGCGGGGGAGGCGGGGGUGGAGGCGGUGGGAGUGGAGGAGGGGCUGGAGAGGCUAGUGGCGGCAGUGGGGGUGGUGACGGCAGCGGCGGGGGCGGUGGCAGGGGCGGGGGCGGCAGCGGGGGCGGAGGUGGUCGUGGCAGCGGCAGGGGAGGCGGUGGUCGCGGAGGUGGCGGCAGUGGUGGUGGCCGUGGAGGCGCUGGCGGUGGUCUGAGCCAGCAGCACACUCCGUCGCUCCAGGAGGCCCGUGAGUGGUAUGCCCAGCGUCUUAGCUGCACGUAUGUCAUCCGCACUGGUGACCGUGCUGGUCAGCAGUGUGGGAGGCCGCACCCCACGCAGCGCUGUUUCGCGCGCCUUACCGACGCUUGGCGCACCCAGUUCCCUGAUGGCGCUGAGCUGCCCCGCUGGGCUGAUCUGGAGAGGAAGGGAGUUGAUAUCUGGGCUCUAGACUUUGAUGCUAUUCUCACUGCCAUGUAUGCCAUGUUUACUAGUGGAGAGGGUGCUCAGUACUUGUGUGUUCCGCCCGACCCGGACAUCCUGACCAGUGAGGCUGCCACUCCAGGUGCUAGUGAGACUGCCGCUGCAGGUACUUGCGUGUCUGCUCCCUCAGGUGAUGGUGAGGCUGUCGCUCUAGGUGCUCGUGCGUCUGUCCCCCCUGGUACUGAGUCGACUGAGGCACUACACACCUUCACCCUUGACUCAGGUGCUUCACGCUGUUUCUUUCGUGACCGCACUGUCCUUGAGCCACUUGCUCGGCCAGUUGUUGUCUCCCUCGCUGACCCCUCUGGGGGUCCGGUCAUUGCGACCUCCUCCACUGUCCUUCCCUGUCCAGCGGUCCCGUCCGGCACACUGUCAGGGCUCUACCUCCCCUCGUUCUCCACGAACUUGGUGGCAGGUAGCGCGCUCCAGGACGGGGGUGUUCACCAGUUCACCCCUGCCUACGAGCGUGUGACACACUGCACGUGUGCUCGGACGGGUCGUCACCUGGCUACCUUCACUCGGGAGCCAGGGUCGGACCUGUACACACUGACCACUGGGUCCCCACAGGUGGCUGCGUCUGCGUCUGCGUCAGGUCAGCUGUCCGCCCCUUGCUCGUGUCGGUCUCUCGCGCACGACACCGUCCUCUGGCACCACCGACUUGGCCACCCGUCCGUGCAGCGCCUUCGGACCAUGCACCAGCGGUACCUUGUCUCUGGUCUUCCCAGGGUUCUCCCUCCCCUCCCACCCUCGCCGGCUCCUCCCUGUAUUCCCUGUGUCGAGGGGCGGCAGCGCGCUGCUCCUCACUCUUCUGCGUUUCCCCCGACGGAGGCUCCUCUGCAGACACUCCACCUGGACGUGUGGGGCCCUGCCCGCGUCCGUGGACAGGGCGGGGAGCGCUACUUUCUGCUGGUAGUUGACGACUACACGCGCUACACCACGGUCUUCCCCUUGCGCACCAAGGGUGAGGUCCCUGAUGUCUUGAUCCCUUGGAUCCGUGCUACUCAUCUCCAGCUGGAGCGGCGCUUUCGCUCGGACCUUCCGGUCCUGCGACUGCACUCUGAUAGGGGCGGUGAGUUUUCCUCCGACCUCUUGAGCGCCUUCUGUCAGGAGGAGGGCAUUGAGCAGACGUUCACGCUUCCGGCCUCUCCGCAGCAGAAUGGGGUUGCUGAGCGCCGCAUUGGCCUGGUCAUGGAGGUCGCUCGUACCUCCUUGGUCCAUGCGGCUGCCCCCCAUUUUCUGUGGCCGUUUGCUGUCCGGUACGCCGCGCAUCAGCUCAACCUCUGGCCCCGUGUCUCCGCUCCGGAGACCUCGCCGACACUGCGUUGGACGGGAGAGGUUGGCGAUGCGUCGGUGUUCCGCGUCUGGGGAUCUCGUGCCUUUGUCCGCGACACGUCCGCGGACAAGCUCUCUCGUCGCGCUGUCCCCUGUGUCUUCCUUGGCUUUGUCCCUGACGCGUCUGGCUGGCAGUUUUACCACCCUGUCUCGCGCCGUGUCUUCCCCUCUCAGGACGUCACGUUCGACGAGUCGGUCCCCUUCUACCGUCUCUUCCCCUACCGCACUGCCCCGCUCCCCCCUCCGCCUCUCUUCCUCGCGCCAGGUGCUGCUGUUGUAGAGCCCCUCCCCCCUCAGGGUGCCGCUCCCUCAGGUGUGUCUCAGGUAGACCCCGUUGAGCCUGUCGAGGUAGCCGACAGGCUCACUGCUCCUUGUUGGUGA